AUGCACUUACUCGUCGUGCCCACAUGCUGCUGCUUCCCCACCACUUCGUCCGCGCCGCAACCACCAUCGCUCCCGCGGCAGCUGUCUCGCAGCCUCGGCCACUCCGCGUCGCCGCGCUUCGGCCUCCCCUUCCGCCGGGCCGCGGUGCCCCCCGCCAUGCGCCGCCGCGGGCGACGGAGGGCGGCGGCCCCUCCUCCGGCCGCCGCCGCAUCAGAGGCCUCCAGCGACUCCCCUGGCCCUCCAGGAGGCGAGGACAAGAGAGCUGGUACAGACCUCAAAACGCUAGCUAGAAGAUUUUGGAAAGUCGCCGCCCCUUACUGGUGGUCAGAGGACAAGGUCCAAGCAAGGCUUCAGCUUGCUGGUGUAUUUGCUCUCACGUUGGCGACUACAGGGAUUAGUGUUGGAUUCAACUUUCUGGGUCGUGAUUUCUACAACGCCCUUGCCGACAAGGACCAGGAACAAUUUACCAAGCAACUGCUGUACUACUUGGGAGGUUUCGCUGUAGGAGUUCCGUUCUUUGUCUUGAGGGACUAUGCAAGAGAAACCCUCUCUUUAAGAUGGCGAUCUUGGAUGACGAGUUAUUACAUGAAGCGCUACUUUAAGAACAGAACAUUCUACAAGAUUCAGUCUCAAUCACUAAUAGACAAUCCAGACCAGCGGAUCAAUGAUGACCUAAGUGCAUUCACUGGAACUGCGCUUGCGUUUUCCCUGACACUUCUCAAUGCUGUCGUGGAUUUGGUAUCAUUCAGCAAUAUCCUUUAUGGGAUCUAUCCACCAUUAUUCAUUGUUCUUAUUGUUUAUUCUCUUGGAGGGACCGCUAUUAGUGUCUUCCUUGGUAAGAGUUUGGUCAACUUGAACUUCAUGCAAGAAAAGAAAGAAGCGGAUUUCCGUUACGGGCUUGUCCGUGUUAGAGAAAACGCUGAAUCAAUUGCUUUUUACGGUGGUGAGGAAAAUGAACUGCAACUUCUGUUGGAUCGGUUCAGGAGGGCUUACGAAAACCUAAGUGAAUUACUGAUAGCAUCCCGGAAUCUGGAGUUCUUCACCAAUGGUUACCGAUAUUUAAUUCAAAUCCUGCCAGCUGCAGUUGUUGCUCCAAUGUUCUUUGCAGGAAAAAUCGAGUUUGGAGUAAUAAACCAAUCGGUGUCUGCUUUCAAUCACAUCCUCAGUGAUUUUUCUCUCAUUGUUUUCCAGUUUCAGUCAAUUAGUGCAUUCUCAGCUGUCAUUGAUCGUUUAGGUGAAUUUGAUGAUCUAUUGGGUGAAAAUGAGUCUUCUCUAUCACCCCAACGUGAUAGCAUUGAUGGGAUCAACAUCUCUUUCAAGAGCGGCAGUCCUUCUGUUCUUAGUUCUAAUGGAUCACAAAUGCAAUCUGAGCCAGGCAUAGUUCUAGAGAUUUGUGAUUUGACAUUGUUAACACCUAGGGGUGGAAAUAUUCUUAUCACUGACUUCAGUAUGGAAUUAAAAGACAAGGACCACCUACUGGUGAUGGGACCCAGCGGCUGCGGGAAGACCUCAUUGCUCCGUGCUUUGGCUGGCCUUUGGACUAGUGGCACUGGGAAUAUCAUAUACCAUGCCAGAGAUUCUAGGCAGCUUCAGACAGCAAAUUUAGGUUCUAAUGAGCCAUCCAACAUAAAGCCGGAGGGUGAAGAACUAUUGCAAAGUUCCAAGCAGAGAAGAGAUAAUGGCAUAUUUUUUGUCCCACAAAGACCAUAUAUGGUUUUGGGUACUCUUCGUCAGCAAUUGCUCUAUCCUACAUGGACUGCAGAUACGCAUCAGUCACCAACUAAUGACGCUCAGACAAAAGCUCCUCUUUCCUUUCUGUCUGAAGUCUCCACGUCAGAUGGGUUGGGUGCCAAGCCUGAGAUGCCCUCAACUGAUGAACUGAUCAGAGUACUUGAGGUUGUUAGGCUGGGCUACAUAUUGCCACGUUUCAAUGGCAUUGAUUCUGUCCAUGAUUGGGCCAGUGUUCUUUCGCUAGGGGAGCAGCAGCGUCUUGCAUUCGCUCGGUUAUUACUCGCAAAACCAACUCUGGUCCUACUGGACGAGUCCACAAGUGCACUAGAUGACAUAAACGAGGUUCAUCUAUACAGUCAGAUUGAAGCUGCAGGGAUCACAUAUAUAAGUGUCGGUCACCGGAGAACACUUCACAGGUUCCACAACAAGGUUUUGUACAUUUCAAAGUCUGAUUUGACAACUGGCAGCCCUCGUAACUGGGAGCUAAAGCCCACAGAUCAGAAAUCAAUUGAAGAAUCAUCCCCAUUCACAUCAUAA
This is a messenger RNA of Triticum turgidum subsp. durum (durum wheat), 2268 nucleotides long. Lineage: Eukaryota; Viridiplantae; Streptophyta; Magnoliopsida; Poales; Poaceae. The record is from the annotation of a GenBank genome assembly.